AUGGUCAGAAGGAACUUUAAAGACAUUACUGUGAUCACUGUAGCACAUAGAUUACAGACUAUUAUGGACUCAAAUAAAGUGAUGGUCUUUGAUAAAGGAAAAUUAAAAGAAAUGGACACUCCACUUAAUUUAAUUAAAGAGAAAGACACACUCUUUCAUGGACUUGUACAACAAUCUGGUUGUGUGGAAGAGUUACGUAGACUUGCUCAUACCAAGAAAAUUAUCAUGUCCUCUUCAACGUCCUCUCUAUCUUCUUCAAGUUCAUCUAAAUCUGACAAAGACAAUUCUGUAUCUUUAAGUCCAAAGAUAAAGGUCAAUUUACUUGCUAAUGAUUCUACUAGAGCUUCACCUAUUCAAUUCCAACACACUUCUGAACGAAACAACUCUGGUGCUCAAUUGUUAUCAAGGCCGAAUGUUGAGAAGUUUACUGAUUCCUCUUCAUCAAUGGAAUGA
Entamoeba invadens IP1 is the source of this 453-nucleotide messenger RNA. RefSeq names its product metal resistance protein ycf1, putative. The coding region runs from base 1 to 453 and encodes 150 amino acids. Gene Ontology annotation, biological process: transmembrane transport. The record is from RefSeq and is a predicted model, not a curated record. NCBI's taxonomy places the organism in Eukaryota, Evosea, Mastigamoebida, Endamoebidae. Gene Ontology annotation, cellular component: membrane. The transcript has a single exon. Gene Ontology annotation, molecular function: ATPase-coupled transmembrane transporter activity.